Molecule: messenger RNA, 2766 nt
Organism: Electrophorus electricus (electric eel)
Lineage: Eukaryota; Metazoa; Chordata; Actinopteri; Gymnotiformes; Gymnotidae
Gene: cacnb2a
Product: calcium channel, voltage-dependent, beta 2a
Biological process (GO): calcium ion transmembrane transport
Cellular component (GO): voltage-gated calcium channel complex
Molecular function (GO): voltage-gated calcium channel activity; protein binding
Source: RefSeq, a predicted model, not a curated record
AGGAGGCUGAGGGAAAGUGCAGGGCGAAAGCUAAAGAGAGACGAGAGAAGGCGUGAGAGAGAGGAAACAAGCAGAACGCGGACGGCGAUGCUCAAACAGAGAGCAGGGGGCUCGAGACACGCGCGCGCGCAGACACACACGAACGCGCUGAGCACGGAAGGGGAGGACAGUAAGCGAGGCAUCAGGCGCCGAGUCAGUCCCGCCGAGGGCGGAUGACCGCCACACCUGGGAGCCCCAGCAGCAGCGGUAGCGCUAGGGGGAGGGCCGACCAGUCGCCUUCCCCUGCGAUGAGCAGGGCAGGCCGGCCCACCCGCGUGGCGGCAGCGUGAGCAGCAUCCUCCGCACCAGCCUCCCUCACUCAGCAUGCGCUGGGAGGGUGAGCGCACGCGCUCCCGCGGAACUCUCGGUCCCCACGGCAACAGCAGCAGUACAGCCAGUGCUCCUAGCAUUAGCAAUAGCAGAGGCAUCAGGUAGCACGUUAGGGCACUUUUAGGCGGUGUACUGCUAGUAUCAAAAGGAGUAACCAGUUGUUGUAGUAGCUCGUAGCAUGUUCAUUGAGGUAUUAUUAUACUUAGAUCUGUAGAUGUGUCUUGGAUGACUUCUUGAAUGCUAGCUACUGAUAGUUAAGCACUCUAGGGAAAUAUAAUGAACUGUUUUUAGUGACAUUGGUAGUAGCAUCAGUAUCCUUGGUAUCAAGUGUUAAAAUGGCCUCAGAUUUCGUUUAAACCUGUUAUGGUAGUUCAGUCGUAGUUUUAGUGUAACACUGGGCAGCGUUUAGUACCGCCUGCUGUAACAGUGUGUUUAGUGAUCAGCUGCGUUUGUGGUUGGUAUGGUGAAGAGAGCAAAUGCUCUAACCUUAUUGGCUGAUGAAGGCCUCCUGGAUACGGCUGCUGAAAAGAGCAAAGGACGGUCGAGCCAACAACGAGAUUGGUGGUUCAGCAGACUCGUGCACCACUCGACCAUCUGAUUCUGAUGUGUCCCUGGAGGAGGACAAAGAGGCCCAGCGCAGGGAGGCUCAGCGGCAGGCCCAGGCCCAGCUAGAGAAGGCCAGGAUGAGACCUGUAGCGUUUGCCGUUCGGACAAACAUUGGUUACAACGCUAGCCCCAAGGAUAAUGCCCCCGUGCCUGGAAUGGCAAUCUCUUUUGAACCUAAAGAUUUUCUACAUGUUAAAGAGAAAUAUAAUAAUGAGUGGUGGAUUGGUCGCUUGGUGAAAGAGGGGUGUGACAUCGGUUUUAUCCCCAGUCCAGUGAAGUUAGAAACUGCGAGCACGUACCAGGAGCCAAAAGCAAAACCAAACAGAUUGCUCCCCAGUAAAUCCUUGGCCAAUAUAGCACAGCUGGCUCAAAACUCUCACGCUGCCAGCUUAGACCCAGAGGAGCCUGACCCUCCUCCCCUGCAGCGCUCCCCCAAAGCCAGCCCCAACCCAGUUAUAUCCCCCUUAGCCCGCGAGAAACGAAUGCCCUUCUUUAAGAAGACGGAGCACAUUGCCCCAUAUGACGUGGUGCCCUCCAUGAGGCCUGUGGUCCUGAUCGGACCCUCACUCAAGGGUUAUGAGGUGACAGAUAUGAUGCAAAAAGCACUAUUUGACUUUCUGAAACGAAAAUUUGAGGGGAGGAUAUCAAUCACUAGGGUGAUGGCAGACAUUUCUCUGGCCAAGCGCUCUGUUCUCAAUAACCCCAGUAAACAUGCCAUCAUUGAACGAUCCAGCACCAACCUAGCUGAGGUACAGAACGAGAUUGAGAGGAUCUUUGAGCUGGCACGGACUCUGCAGUUAGUAGUUCUGGACGCUGACACCAUAAACCAUCCAGCUCAGCUGAACAAGACUUCACUUGCUCCAAUCCUUGUCUACGUCAAGGUCUCCUCAGCAAAGGUCCUGCAGAGAUUGAUCAAGUCUAGAGGGAAGUCUCAGGCCAAGCACCUCGGCGUUCAGAUGGUGGCGGCAGAAAAACUGGCUCAGUGCACACCAGACCUCUUCGAUAUCAUCCUGGAUGAGAACCAGUUAGAGGAUGCCUGCGAUCACAUAGCUGACUAUCUGGAGGCCUACUGGCAGGCCACUCACCUGCCCAGCUGCCUGCCGGGUGAUGAGAACGCUGAGAGGAAAGCAUCUCCAGAGCACCAUCACCACCACCAUCGUCACAGACUGCAAAAGCAGGACAGCCUUGACCACGCUGAGGAUGAUGAUGCUGAAGAGGCUGUCGCGGAGGCAGAUGAAGAGCAGAGGUGCCUGCGGAGCGAACGGAGGGCGCCACAUGUGCACCAUCGUUCUUCGUCCACACGGACCGAACACCACAACCACCACCACCAUCACCACAACCACCACCACCACAGGCACAGUCGGACAGUGCGCCUGCUCUCCAGACAGGAGACUCUGGAGAGCAGAGACUCGGCACACGCAGAGUCCGGCGUCGCCGGACCGCAUCCUCACACACACCACCCUGGGGAGGAAGAGGAGGAUGAGGAGGAAGAAGAGGAGGAAGAGGAGGAACGACGCCUUCAGCAUAACCAUCAUCAUCACCAUCAUCAUCAUCAUCGUGGCGAGAGAGAGCGAGAACAUGAGCAGGGUGAGAGGAAUGGGCGUCAGCACGGCCCACAGAGGUUGCAGCGAGUACGCUGCCUUGAACAGCAACACUCGGCUGAGGGGGAGAAGAAAACAGGUGUAGCCAAGUGGGGGAGAGACCACUACAUAGAGUAGUGAUGCACACACACACACACACACACACACACACACACACACACGUAUACACACACACACACACACACACACA